GGAUUCGAGAUGAAUCGAUUCGAACCGAAAAGGUCAGCGAAGAAGGUCACAGGGAUACGCAUCUUUAACUUGAAGCCGCGCCUCACGCUCCCCUCACCCAAACCACCCUACCAUAUAUCAUCGAAACAUCGAUCGGCAGUGGACUGAUCGACGGCACAGAAAUUCGCAACCUCGCUAUGGCAACGAAGAUCGACAAGCUGGGAGAUGCCGGGCUCUCAACUGAGCUCUCCCGUGGCGAAGCCGGAACUUGUCAUCUUCCGAUGACAGGGAUCGAUUCGGAGAAAGACGGGCGAUCAGAGCACAUGAUAUGCGAUGGCAAUAUCGGUAUCAGUUCUUACCUUUCCGCCGUACUGGCGCCCGCCUCAAUGCAGUACCCUCUCUAUCUGCAGUCGUUUGCCACAGGAGUAUUGGACGCAACGACAUAUGCGGACUUUGGGACUUUCGCAAGUAAUCAGACUGGGAAUACGAUAUUGGUCACACUGGCGGCAUUCAACACGAUCCCAGUGACGCUUCAGUUAACCGGAGUCUCUUUGGCAAGCUUUGUGGUGUCCGCCUUUAUAGCAGGCAAUAUCGGACAUAGGGUCGGCCAUCGGACCCGCUGGUGGUUACUGCUAUCCAACUGUCUCCAGAACAUCAUCCUUUUAGGCUGUCUGAUCCCGAGCUUUUGGUUACGAGACUUCAUGAUCGGUCCUCAUCAAUGGGUCAUGAUGAUGUGCUUCGCAUGUUCCGCCGGUGUUCAGGUCGCAAUGGCACGACAUGUAGGAUGUCCCGAGAUACCGACUGCCAUGUUAUCAUCUCCUCUAGUCGAUUACAUAACGGAUCCACAUCUGUUUCGACGUUGGAGUGACCCGAGAGCUUCGGCGCGGAACCGGAGGACGAUCUAUGUGUUCUCGAUCAUAAGCGGUUCAUUUUUAGGAGCCGCUUUGCAUCGGCAUGCAGGGAAGGGUUGGGCCAUUGCCACAGCCAUACUUGUGAAGCUUUGUAUGACCGCGAUUAUCGCUGUGGCAAAGUCCCAAGCUAGUGCAGAUGAAUAACGGGAUUGUACAACGAACGAGGCA
Molecule: messenger RNA, 1058 nt
Organism: Filobasidium floriforme
Lineage: Eukaryota; Fungi; Basidiomycota; Tremellomycetes; Filobasidiales; Filobasidiaceae
Exons: 6
Coding region: 177-1034 (285 amino acids)
Source: RefSeq, a predicted model, not a curated record